UUUGCAUAGAUAUGGAUGCACUAUUAUUCAUGAGCUUAAUCGCAAUUAUCUCAAUGUUUCUCUUUUUCUUCUUCUUUCAGAAACAUAAGGCCAAUGUUCCACCAGGAUCGAGUGGAUUGCCAGUGGUCGGGGAAAGUAUCAAGUUUGUAUUAUCAGGGCCUCAAGGAUUUAUCAGAGAACGGAUGGAAAAAUAUGCACAAGACGUGUUCCAGACCUCGUUGUUCGGACAAAAAAUGGCUCUGUUUUGUGGACCGCAGGGGAACAAGUUCCUCUUUUCUAAUCAGACCAAAUCACUUGCCUCCUGGUGGCCAUUGUCAGUGAGGAAGGCCUUAUUUUUCCCCGAGGUUGUGGAGUCUUCUACAGACAAAAUUGCUUCUCUCCAGCAUAGUUUUAUGCGUGAAAUUCUCAAGCCAGAGGCUCUGAAACAUUACAUACCAGUCAUGGACUCGAUGGCACGAGAGCAUGUGGAGUCUGAAUGGGCUGGUCAUGAGGUAGUCAAGGCGUAUUCAGUGUCAAAGAAAUACACGUUUGAUUUGGCGUGCAAAUUGUUAAUGAGUGUAGAUGAUGCUGAGCAUGUCGCCAGACUAGCCAAGUAUUUCACUCUCGUUAAUACUGGAUUGUUCUCCGUCCCAAUUGAUCUGCCUGGCACAGCUUAUAGCAGAGCUAUUAAGGGUGGAAAAUCAGUUCGAGCUGAGCUUAUGAAGAUCAUUACUAAGAGGAGAAAGGAUAUCAUGGAGAACAACUUAGAAAAAGCGACUAGAUCAGAUUAUCUGUCUCGCGUGCUGCUACUGACUGAUGAAAAUGGCGAUUUCAUCAGUGAAAGGGAAAUCACUAACAACAUUAUUGGUCUUCUUUUUGCUAGCUAUGAGACUACCAGCAGUGCCAUAACCUUUGUGCUCAAGUAUCUUGCAGAACUUCCAGAGAUCUAUGAUAAGGUCUAUGAAGAACAAAUGGAGAUAGCAAAAUCAAAGAAAGGAGACUUGUUGAAGUGGGAAGAUAUACAGAAGAUGAAGUACUCCUGGAACGUUGCGUGCGAGACUCUGAGGUUCAUACCACCUGCACUUGGCGGGUUUAGAGAGGUUGUCAGUGACUUCACAUACGCAGGUUUCACCAUUCCUAAAGGAUGGAAGACAUUAUGGACUGUUCAUACAACACACAAGAAUCCUAAGUACUUUGCAGAUCCGGAAACAUUUAAUCCAUCAAGAUUUGAAGGGAAAGGACCUGUUCCAUACACUUAUGUACCCUUUGGUGGAGGAUCUCGAAUGUGUCCGAGAAAAGAGUAUGCUCGUCUUGAAAUUCUUGUGUUUCUUCAUAACAUUGUCACGAAAUUCAAACUGAAGAAAGUGAAUCCCCAAGAGAAUAUAGAAUUGUACUUUCUCCCUGUAGCAAAGGAAGGUCUUCCUCUGCAUCUGAUUGGCCACAAAAUCUGAAUAUGAAUUUCCUACGCGAUUAUUUUUCUAGUAUCAUAUUGUAACAGGGAAUGACCCCUGAAUUGUAACUUGAUUCUUCAAUUACUUUUCUCUUUGAUUUUGGAUGGAAAUAUUAUUUUCACCUUUUAA
Daucus carota subsp. sativus is the source of this 1559-nucleotide messenger RNA. RefSeq names its product beta-amyrin 6-beta-monooxygenase-like. The record is from RefSeq and is a predicted model, not a curated record. The coding region runs from base 12 to 1430 and encodes 472 amino acids. The transcript has 3 exons. NCBI's taxonomy places the organism in Eukaryota, Viridiplantae, Streptophyta, Magnoliopsida, Apiales, Apiaceae. Gene Ontology annotation, biological process: sterol metabolic process. Gene Ontology annotation, molecular function: heme binding; monooxygenase activity; iron ion binding.